UAUGUUCGAAUCCAUUGCCACGGAGGUAAUGGGCUGUGACUCUUCGUUUUCCCUCUGGCGCAGUCUUGAUGCUUUGUUCGGUGCCUACUCCAAGUCGCGCAUUGAUGAACUACAGAACAAGAUUCAAACGGUCAGAAAGGGGUCCAUGCCUAUGCUGGAGUAUUUACGCCAAAAACGGCACUGGGCUGAUACACUUACUCUCUCAGGUGAAUCCUACCCUAAAAAACAUCUUGUUGCCAAUAUUUUGUCUGGUUUAGAUUUAGAGUACUUACCCAUUAUUGUUCAAGUGGAAGCCCGUUCCUUUACCUCCUGGCAGGAACUUCAAGAUAUCCUUCUCUCUUUUGAUAGUAAAAUGGAACGAUUGAGUCUCCUUUCUGGUGCCAGCAAACUCCCUAACUCUGUUGCUAUGCCUCAGGAAAAUUUUGUUCAUAAACACAGUACUAAUACCUUAGGUCGAGGCUCUUCUUCUGAGUCCUUCUCAGAGUCAUCCAGGGGUGCUUAUCCUCAUCGAGGUGGUGGACGCCGUAGAGGCAGGGGAGGAAGGUCUAGUGGUCGGUCCACCCACCAAAAACCCACUUGUCAAGUCUGUGGGAGAUAUGGGACUCUGCUGCCAUAUGUUACAACCGAUACGAUGAAAGUUACAUGGGAUCGUUUUCUGGAGGUACCACUCAAGGGAAAUCAACCACUCACCCCUCAGCUUUUAUAGCUACACCUAAAAUGGUAGAGAAUGAACAAUGGUAUGCAGACAGUGGCGCCAGCAACCAUGUCACCUCCAAUGCAAACAUUCUUCAGUAGAAAACUGAGUACCAUGGACAAACAAACAAGGAGGGUGUUGCUCCAAGAGAGGCUUAAGGAUGGAAUAUAUCAAUUUGCAAUACCAACUGCUCACACCGAUCAGCCAUCUAACUAUUUUCAAUCCAAGAAGUUGAUUUCAACACAUGCCUUGCUGAGUCAGUCCAGUCAGUCCAAGUCUUUAAAUUCCAAAAAGGAUGUAUGGCAUAGGAGACUAGGCCAUCCUUCCAAUCGAGUCUUGAGUCAAGUUUUGAAUUCUCUAAAUGUAAAAACCAAUGAAAAUGAUCAUUUCUGUGAUGCAUGUCAAUUCGGUAAGUCUCAUGCCUUACUGUUAUCCCCAUUUCCUGGAAGGGCUUUGGGCCUUCGCCCUGGCCCACGGACAGAGGACCGGCUCGGCGUAUGGGCCUGGCCCAAGGUCCCUUGGUUUGAAUAUCGCCCAAGGGGACUGGUACGGACCAGGGACUCUAGACUGGGCCCGUUUGGAGGGGUCCGAGACGUCCCUCCGGGUUCAUCUUCAGCUUGA
Molecule: messenger RNA, 1315 nt
Organism: Humulus lupulus (European hop)
Lineage: Eukaryota; Viridiplantae; Streptophyta; Magnoliopsida; Rosales; Cannabaceae
Exons: 2
Coding region: 728-1315 (195 amino acids)
Source: RefSeq, a predicted model, not a curated record